CGUAGGUAUCGUUUUGGAAAAGGUGCGUUUCUUUGUCGGGCUAUGUGGCUGGUCCUGUGGAUGCCAAAAGCGGUACAUUGCACAAAAUCGAUACAGGAGGUAGCGACAAGAACGCCUGGCUCUCUCUUGCUUUACAGGAACGGUUUUGUGGCUGAAUGGGGGCGGAUGCUCCUCUGUAGCAGACUGGCUGCCGUAUGGGUCUGAUGCGUGACCGUCCACAUUUCUUUAUUUUUCUUUGCGAACUGUACUAUUCUCUCUUUCUCUCUGUGUCUCUCUGUCUGUCUUUCGUUGUGCCUGCAGCUCUCUGAUGAAGAAAGCGGCACUUUUUCCUGUAAUAGCAUCAUCGCCCGCUCUGAGUGUAGAAACGGCACUAUUACUGCAACUGUCUGGCCUCAUAAUCAUAAUUUACUUCGGAAUAAUAUCAGUGAGACAUUUCAAUAUUCAUUGAUUUAAAAAUACAGUGUAAAGAACUGGAUAUUUGGACCCAUCAUAUACCUGACCAAUUAUAGACAACGUAUGGGCCAAAGCCACGCCCAUCCAAUUCCUGCGCUUCAAUCACUAUUCUAUUCGCUUAUUCUUUUUCCAUGGUUUAACUCGUCUUUGACGUCCUCUUGCGUUACGGAGUGGAAAGACAACAAGUGCAUGCCCGGACAAGUUCAGGAGUCGAGUUAUAAAUUAACAUCCCAACUGUCUUAAACACACAUUUUAUUCCUAGAAUGUAAAUGAAUAUAUUUAUUACAUUAGGCAGGUAAUGUCUACAUCAGAAUACACCCCUCACACACUUAAAUAAUUCAGAAACAGAAAGAAGGUAUAAAUAUUUUAGUUAAGCAAUAUUUCAUUAAGUUAUUUCAUACCAUGUACGUGAGUCACAGGAAACAUCUAGGACAGCGGAUGAUUAGGAAGCUAAACAAUCCAGAGUUGAAUCUGUUGCUUUAAAAUAAAUAUAGUUGACCAUUUAUUGAAAAUGACACUAGUUCAUGUGUUUGAGACAAUUUGGGACACCUACAAGACAGAAGACUCACUUUUGCAGCCUAUGUGGGACUAUGUGCGACUCAACCACUCUGAAACUCUUCGGUCUCCUCUCUUUCCUGUGAUUCUGACCGUGGCGUCAUAUUUUGUGCUUUGCCUACCCUACCUAGUCUGCGACAUCAUGGGAAAGAAGUGGCCAGCUGUUAACCGGUACAAGAUUCAGCCCGACAAAAUGCCCACUACAGCAAUGCUCCUUCACUGCAGUGGAGUUACUCUUUAUAAUCACGUAGUUCUGGUGUUUCCUGCAGCAGUAGUGCAGUGGAUGUGGAGACCUCCUGUCCCCCUGCCUCAACGAGCACCUUCAUUGUUUGAACUUGCAGGUGGGGUGACUGCAAACCUUCUUCUUUUUGACUUUCAGUAUUUUAUCUGGCACUUUUUGCACCAUAAGAUCCGCUGGCUGUAUGUGACUUUCCAUGCUAUCCACCAUAAUUACUCUGCCCCAUUUGCUCUGGCCACACAGUGCCUUGGUGGAUGGGAGUUGGUCACUGUGGGCUUCUGGACCACGCUCAACCCUAUUCUGCUGAGGUGUCACCUGCUCACCAUCUGGAUGUUCAUGGUGGCCCAUGUCUAUGUAUCAGUGGAAGACCACUGUGGAUAUGAUUUCCCUUGGUCCAUGUCUCGUCUGAUCCCAUUUGGUGUUUAUGGAGGUCCGAGCAAGCAUGAUGUGCACCACCAGAAACCUAAUACUAACUUUGCACCCCAUUUUAGUCACUGGGAUAAACUGUUCGGCACUCAUACUGAGUUUAGUUUUGCUAAACCUCAGUGAUGAACAUGCUUGAAUGUAAAUGCAUAUUAAAUUUGCAUGCUUGGUUGCUUCAGACAGAGCUUUAACAAUGCUGAAUUUAUAACUUUUAGUUUUCCCUUUUUAUUGUAUUUGUAUAGGAACAGUAUUAAAAUACAAUUAUGCAGUGUGAUAAAAGUACAGGCUAAUUUGCAUAUCCUAAGCACAGGUAUAACUAGUAAAUUACUAAAGAUGAGUACAGAUAUCUUAUUUAUUAUUUUUUUUUAUAUCCAGCCCUUCACCAUUAUGUUAACAAUUUAACAACUUUAGCUUUAUUAUAUUAGUAGUUAAAAACUAUAGAUUUAUGCAGCUUUAAAAUGCAAAAAACAAACAAACAAAAAAACAUCAAUGUAAGUCAAUGUUAAAGCUUGGUUAUAAAGUGACCUUUUACGAUUUAUGACUGUAAAAAAAGAUUUUUCAAAGAUUUUUCACUGCAUGUUUUACAAGAAAAUAUUUCAGCUUAAAAAUGUCAUGUUUAAUUUAGCUUGUUACUUUUUUUGUGUUUGUGGAUGUAACUGUUUGGGUUCAAACUGUGGCACAAUAUGAAAUGUGAGACAAAAUCAUUGCAUACAUAACAAGUAGAAAUGCUAUAUAUAUUUUUUUUCUUAAGCUAUAAACAGGUGUGGAGAGGAAAAUAUGUAAAUGAAGAUAUUUCUAAUUAUUAUAGAAAUUUACUGUGUUCCUCCUAUGUGGUAGAAAGAUGCCAAACCAAGCAUGGCAAUCUCAAAAGCAAAUUUUCAGAAGAGGAAGUUUUUUGUUUUUUUUUAAGAAAGCAGAUUUGCAUAUGCAUGCAAACUAAAAAUAGAUCGCACUACCGUUGCCUCUCAUUUCAAAUCCUGAUUUAUCUCUGUGUUGUUAAUAUUCUCCCAGAGAGCACAUGUUCAUCUGCAAGAAUUCUGUUAAAGAUUGCCUUAUCUGUAAAGCAUCUGUUGUGUACUACAAACAUCUGAUAGACAUCUUUAAGAUGUCAGUUUUACUUACAUUCUAAAUCAUAAACAUCUUAAAGACAUCUUCUAAACGUCUAUUUGACAUAUGAUAGGAAAUGACUUGUUGCAGAUGAGCAAACACUCUUGCAGAUGUAAAAUAGGUGUCUCUGUGCACUCUCAAAAAAAAAAGGUAUAAAAGCUGUCACUGGGGCGGUUCCUAUUUCAAAACACACCUUUGUACCUAAAGAGGCCAUAUAAGUACCAUAAAGGUGCAUAUUAGUACCUAGAGUGUACAUAUUAGUACCUAAAAGGUACAAAAGUGUACCUUUUGAAAAGGUACCACCCCAGUGACAGCUUUUGUACCUUUUUUCUGAGAGUGUGAUGUACAGGACUCUUGUGUUAUUUUUCAGGACUAUCUUUUUUAUAUUUAAAAAUUUGCUGUUUAUUUCAUGGAAUAGUUGACUUUAGAAAACCUGCCUGCAUUAUUUAAUAAGUUGCAGCCAUGUGUUUAGUGAAUGCAAUGCGUGUAGGCUUACCAUCGAUCUGAUUGAUUAUGAUUAUACAAUUCAUUUAUGUAACAGCAGGGGUCAGUAAAUACAUUACUUAGUUAAAUCCCUUUGUGCAACUAUUUUGCAUGUGAACGUGUAUUUCUAUAUUUAAUAAGUUGAUGUUUUUAAUAGUGAGAAAAGAUGUCGUUCUUUGUAGUUAAAAAAGGUGGAAAAUAAAGAAUAACUAGUAUUUUAUGAAGAAAAUGUAAGUGGUGCGUGCAAUGAAGGCAAAGUGCAAAACUUGUCAUGCUUAAUGCUUUACUAAAGCCAGCGUUACUAAUAAAUGUCUAUUAAUAAUAUA
Messenger RNA from Carassius auratus (goldfish), 3585 nucleotides. Its product is annotated as cholesterol 25-hydroxylase-like protein 1, member 2. The record is from RefSeq and is a predicted model, not a curated record. Gene Ontology annotation, biological process: lipid biosynthetic process. The transcript has a single exon. Gene Ontology annotation, molecular function: iron ion binding; oxidoreductase activity. Bases 965 to 1795 code for a protein of 276 amino acids. Lineage: Eukaryota; Metazoa; Chordata; Actinopteri; Cypriniformes; Cyprinidae.